AUGAGCUCUGGUGGUACCAUUGGUACCGAAGAUAUACCAUCGUCACAUCUAGAAGCACAGGCCACAACAAGUGGUACCGAAAAUGGUGGGAAUGUUUCAGCUGGCGAUUCUUCUGUUUCCAGACGAUCCUUUGCACAUUCAGUGGCCUCAUCGGGCGAUGCUCAUUCGGCCUUGUCACAUUCGUUUGAAUGGCCCGAAAUAGACGGAAUCUCGGCAGGACGAGCGGCCGCCCUGGGGGCUCUCUGUCGAAUUAUUUGCUCGAAGACAAGCAAAGAGAGCAUAUCAGAUUCGCAUCUGGCACAAUUUUAUAAAGUUUUGUAUGAAGCACUGCUUGAGAAAGAUCGUCUGAUGCUAUGCGCAUUGAUCUUCUAUGGAAAUGGCAUCUUUCGCCUGGCUCUUAAAGGUGUUGAAAUACUUCUGCCACAGCUUCAUCCAUCAAUCGAUGAAGUACAGAUGCGUCGUUCUUGUCUCCAUGCCUUAUCAACCGUUAUCAGUUGGCCCACAACAUUUGGCGAUGUGCCAAUUGGAGGUUAG
Molecule: messenger RNA, 534 nt
Organism: Gongylonema pulchrum
Lineage: Eukaryota; Metazoa; Nematoda; Chromadorea; Rhabditida; Gongylonematidae
Source: the annotation of a GenBank genome assembly